AUGGGCAAGUGCGACGCCGCAACAUCCGCAGACUUCAAAUACCCCGAGAACUUCAUCCCGGUCAAGGGCCGCAGCUGGCAGGUCUACUGCAAGGUCUGCACGCCGCCCGACCACGCCCAAGGCCAGCCCAUGACCAUCGCCGCCGCCAUCCGCCACGAGCGCGAGAACGCAAAACACAAAACGAAGCUCGCGGAAGCGGCACUAUGGGACCCCAACUACCAGCCCGAAUGUGACUGGACCACACCGCACGUCCCCAAGGGCGAGUCGGCAUGGGAGAACGAUUACCUGUCGGAACGCGUAAAAGCGUACGUCAACUUCUGGAUGGACGGGAUCGCGACCGCGGCGCGCGACGAGACGCCCAUGCACAUGGACGUCUUCAUCGCGCGGUACGACAAGCAGUACCAGGAGGAGAACUGGCAGGAGAAGUACGAGGUCUGGGGCGCGGAGGAGGGCGAGGAGGAGGAGUGGCCCGUCGAGGGCUUCGACGGCGAACCUGGGCACUGGUAUGAGGGCUAUACCGACGGGUACGAUCUGACGGGCUGGGACGGAGACCAGUGGAUUCACUCGCACACUGCGGAGUCCCUCGCGGUGUUCGCGACGUGGUGGCCCGAGGACCCAGCGCCGGACGCAGGCUGGGGCUUCACGCCUGAAGAGGCCGCGGAAUGGGAGAAGAGCCGGCCGGCGGAAGCAGCCGCACAACCAUCGCCGUCGUCGAGCGUCACGCCGCAGCAGAGCUCAGAGAAGACGGCGUCGCAGCGGUCGAGGCGACGUCGCCGCAACCGCGGCCGCGGGCGUGGCCAGGGCAAGCAGGAGGGGAAGGAAGCCUUCGUGCCCGACGCGGCGACGCGUCGAGUCGAGGCGCACAGGGACCGCCGCGCGAAGAUGUACUGA
Molecule: messenger RNA, 891 nt
Organism: Trametes versicolor FP-101664 SS1
Lineage: Eukaryota; Fungi; Basidiomycota; Agaricomycetes; Polyporales; Polyporaceae
Exons: 2
Coding region: 1-891 (296 amino acids)
Source: RefSeq, a predicted model, not a curated record